Molecule: messenger RNA, 4203 nt
Organism: Bicyclus anynana (squinting bush brown)
Lineage: Eukaryota; Metazoa; Arthropoda; Insecta; Lepidoptera; Nymphalidae
Exons: 12
Coding region: 149-1828 (559 amino acids)
Source: RefSeq, a predicted model, not a curated record
CCAAAGUGACAUUUCGUUUCGGAUUUCAAUUCUAUUUUCUUUUGCUAUGGAUUUACUGCAAAGUGUAAAAGAAAAUUGCGAUAUAUGUAUUUCAUUUAAAUGAUUAUACGAGUGUUCCAAUUUGAGAUGCUUUAAACUUGUGAAUUUAAUGCGAUUCUGUAAACUAAUAGCAUCAAUUGCGUAUUGUAUUGUUUAUCGGCGAUUAGUACAAUCGCAGAAAAUGGACAUUUUACGUCAUUUUCAAAACAUUUCUUGGUGCAAACCAGACUGGUGCUAUCCGAGCAUGAGUAAGGAGACAAAUGAACUACUGCACCAGUGUAUAGACUUGCCAACUAUGAAGCUUUCGGACGAUGUUGAGGAGAUCAUCAGGAAGAGCAAAGCUUUUCCCAUACCCUUCCCCAUUGAAACCAUCAGGUUGGAGAAGUUAAAAGUGCGUAAACCAAUUGACAAAUUGAAGAGGAACAUAGUAUCAACAUACCCUCUGAUACAUGAAAGAGUUCUGUUGUUGAUGACACACUUCCUUAUCUACAAGAGAGAAUUUGGGUCUAAUAUAGAAAAGGUGUUCUACAAAGACAUGACAGUGCCAGAAUUUAUAGAGAGGAUACUCAAAAAGCGUGCUGUCACAUUUAUGAAUGAAAGCGAUGAUUAUAUUCUACUGUCUGGUGAAAGAGAUCAUGAUGGCUGGGAACAAGUGGGCACGCUGCACCAGAAGCCGCCCCUGCUGCUGGAGAACUGUCUGAGCUACGACGAGAUGAAGCUGUCGGCCAUGGUGUACGUGAGCGGGCACACGGAGUGCAUCAACGACGGCGCGCGGACCAACGCCGGCGUCAUCAGGGAGGACGUCGCGGAGGAGGACGCCGUUAUCAUUGGUCUUAUCGGGCCACGUUUCGAGAGACGCGGCCGCAUGGACUACGAAGACAUACUAAUAACCGAACAACAGAACUGUCUGGAGAAUGGUUAUGGAGAGGAGGUGACGCCUACAACAUGUCUAAAUGUUCUGAAGACUACAUAUGUUAGGAACAACCAGUCAGCUAAACAUAUGUGGAGGCAAAUGUGGUCGGAAUUCUAUCAGGUUCACAGUUACACAUAUGAAGAACUAACAUCAUACAUAAACAUUCAAGACAAGGACGAAGACAAACAGUAUUUAGACAGAUACGUGAAACAGCCGUACACUGAGAACAUAUUCGACAACGAAGUGUACUACAAGAGGUUGACCGUGUUGGUGGAGACCACGCUGUUGGAGGCGGAGUACCGAGCCGUGGGCAGUGGGAGAGAUGCCUUCGUUAAUGUUGUAGGAUGUGGUCUCGGCGUGUGGAAGAUAGCGCCGCACCAGCCGGACGUGUACGUGCUGACGUUCCUGGAGCGCGUCCGCGCCUUCCUCAAGAAGGAUCUGCUGAACCACGUCAGCGAUGUCAACUUCGCGUACAUCAGGACGAGUCGCGGCAUACAGUCAUUGUUCACGAACUCACCGGAACACAAUGAUCAGUCGCCGAUUGAAAAGAGGAUUUUCUUUGAAUGCAAACGGCAUCCAAAAGGCGGUAUAAACGUGCAAAUGGAGAACAGAGAGCCCUCAGCUAAACUAAAGGGUGAACACGAGGGAAAACUGCUUGUUAUAACAUACCCUUGGGAUGGAAACGCCCAUCCUGGAAACGAGUUUUGGAUGGGAAGUCUGUCCGGUUCAGGCGACCCAGCGGCGGCGUGCUCCACACAAGUGGCAGAACUUCACAACGCACACAUAAACCCCGCCGUCAGUGGCUACAAUGUUCGCGUCGCCGGCCGCUACGGUAUCAACACGCUGGCGGAGUAUUCGCGUUCUCUCACCACGUAAUACUGAGGAACAGAUACUCUACUUCUUGUAUAUCUAUGUAAUGUACACGAUGGAGGUGCUGGGAUGGAAUAUACAUAAAAAUUGGUCCUUCGAGCCGGAUAGUUAGCACUUGAUUCCCAUAUAUCUAUAUAACACGUUUGGUAUGGAAUGUUACAAGUUGGCGAAGUAUUUGUGCUCUCUCAUCACGUAAUACUGAGGGACAGAUAAUCUAUCUAUAUACACGAUGGAGGUGUUGGGAUCGUAUAUACAUGACAAAUGGUCCUUCGAGCCGGGUAGUUAGCACUCGAUUCCCAUAUAUCUAUAUAUAAAAUAUUUGGGAUGGAAUAUUACAAGCUGGCAGAAUAUUCGCAUAUAUCUAUGUAACUCAGAGGAUGGGAUGGGAUAUAACAAACUGGCGGAGUAUUCGCGCUUUCUCACCGCGUAAUCGGGCGAGACACAGGGGUAUACACUUGUCCCCGUAUAACUAUGUAAUGUACACACAAUGGAGGUGUUGUGGGAUAGAAUAUACUAAAAAAUUGGUCCUUCGAGCCGAAUAUUUAGCACUCUAUUCCCAUAUAACACGGUUGGGAUGGAAUACUACAAGCUGACGGAAUAUUCGCGCUCUCUCACCACGUAAUAUUGAGGGACAGAGAGGUGUAUACUCGCAAUUCCCUUUUAUGUAUAAUAGCCAUUCAAACCGGAUGGAAUAUAAUCCUUCCUAGUAUGUAAUAAAGUGAACUCGAAUAUGUUGACGAUGUAAUAUGUAAAGGGAAUGGAUAUAUCGAGAAUGAAAUGUAUGGAAUUUAUGUAAGUAGAUACCGUCUAAUAUAAAACUGAAAUCCCCUCCACUAACAGUGAUUUUAAAAAUCUGUGAGAAGAAAAUAUUCUUGCUUUUUAUUAGUAUGCUGUAAUCGAUUGUAUUACUAACAUUUAAUCUAAAAUGUCUACAAAGAAAAAAAUAAUGAGAUAAAAGAAUUGUUAAAGAAGAGUCAACUGAUUUGGAUAUUUCUACUCCCAUUGAAAACCGGUUACAGAUAUCUGGCACAACACAAAUUAAUUAUUAUCUCUCGUCUGUAGUUAUGUAUUUUGCAUGCAGGAGUUAACAUGGUGGGAGAGUACUCACUUAUUAAUUUAAACGAUCUAUUACUAUCAACACUUUACGAAGGAAUGGAAUAAAACUAAGUUUUAUUAGUGGUUGCACAACAGUGACAACAAAUAUAUGUUUAUAUAUAUUGUAAUAUCUAUUGUGGCAAAAUAACUUUAGUAUAGUAAAAUAUAUAGCAAUGUAUCGAGACUACAACGCACAUGUAAAAACUAAAUAAGUAACAAUGUAUGUAGACCGUGCCUCUUAACGAGAUAUCAACUUAUGUCUCCUUUACUGAUCUUAAAUAUAUGAGACAUUUUUGACUUAGUCUAAGUAGUAUUUUUAGGUUUUGAGUUUAGUUGAUUUCUAUAUGCCCUCUCCUUUGCCUGUAUUGCCUAAGGAGGCCAAUUAGUCGCGCAUGGUAUGUCAUACGGAAAGCUGUUUUUCAAAAUCAAUUUCGAUAUUGGUAAAAUACCAAGUUAUCAAUAGGAUUUUGUAUAACGUGGAGGGUUAAACAUAUAACUGUGAUGGAUGUAUAUAUUAUGUGUAUGUAAUGUAGUUUUAAGGAAUAUUUAAUGUAAUUAACAAAGGAAUUUAAAUGAAAAUGAAAAGUCCAAAGGUUCUUUACUCAAUCACAUUGUGAUCUCGAAAGACCAGUCCAGUCUAAAAGUAAAGAAAAGGACAGGACAUAAAAGUAAAUAGACGUUAGCAGAAAAGUAAAUAGACAAAUAGCAUCCAUUGCAUUCAUAGAAAUAAAGUUAUAUAACCAGACGGCCAGGAGUCAUGGCGAUGAAUUGAAAAAUUAACAAGAUUUAUAGUCAAAAAGUUACAUUUUAUUGACUAAACUGAAUUGGUAUAUUAAGUUAUUCAAUCAAUUAAGUGAAUAUUGUAACGAAUCAUCAACAAUAUAAGCAAUUUUAGGUUUAGGUAAUUAAUCUUGCCUGUUUUACUAUAAAACAUUAUGGUAAAAGAGUAAUAAUUUUUUUUUGCCUAAAUGAUAUACGGACAAAUGUAUAAAGUAAUGAAAUGUUUCGUGUAAUAUAAAUUGUAGCAAGCAAUAUUUAUUAUAAAUUGUAGACAAAAUGUACCUUGUAUAAUUGAUAGGAAAUUGUCAGCAUAGUUCAGGGGCGCAUCACAAAGAAUCACACCACAACACUAUUAUUAUAAUUAUAAUUUACUAAUUAUUGUCUCGUAUGUUAUUAGUGUUUAAGUCUAAAUGUAAGCUUUGCCUUAAACUGUAUACAGGGUGCUCGGGAGUAUUUCCCAUUAUUCUAGGGUUACUCUUUUACUAAAAUUAAUUCAAAAUGUUCAC